Molecule: messenger RNA, 1590 nt
Organism: Aspergillus versicolor CBS 583.65
Lineage: Eukaryota; Fungi; Ascomycota; Eurotiomycetes; Eurotiales; Aspergillaceae
Product: zinc-dependent alcohol dehydrogenase family protein
Exons: 3
Coding region: 55-1116 (353 amino acids)
Molecular function (GO): oxidoreductase activity
Source: RefSeq, a predicted model, not a curated record
AACACAUAUUCACACUAUUUUUUUGCUCAAGUAUAAGCAAUAAUUGACUGCAGCAUGUCUUCAAUCAAGCAGUGGACUACCUCCCUUCAGGGCUUGGAUACCCUUCAAUUGAGCGAAGCUCCAAAACCCACCGCAGGCAAAGGCGAGGUCCUCGUCGAGAUUCGGGCCGUCUCUCUAAAUUACCGCGAUUUCGAAGUAUGCAGCGGAGAAUACAACCACCACCGCUCCGUCAGCCAGGACAAAGCCUCUCUCGUCCCCUGCUCAGAUAUGUGCGGGGUUAUCGCGGAAGUUGGGGACGGGGUCACAAGCUGGAAAAAGGGCGACCGCGUACUUUCCACGUUCCUGCCAGACCACCAGACUGGUCAGGUAACUGAGAAGAUGAUGGCGACAGGGAUGGGUCUUCCGCAGUCUGGUGUUCUGGCGACGCACCGCGCUUUCCCGGAGCAUGCGCUUGUAAGGGCCCCGAACUAUCUGUCUGAUGAGGAGGCGAGUACGCUUCCGAUUGCGGCGGUGACGGCUUGGAUGUCGAUUAAUGGGAUGAGGCCAAUGGGGGCGCCUGGUGGAAAGGGGGAGUAUGUGCUUCUCCAGGGGACCGGGGGUGUGGCCGUUUCGGGACUGCAGAUUGGGAAGGCUUCUGGGGCGAAGGUGAUUAUUACGUCUUCGUCGGAUGAAAAGCUGGAGAUGGCGAAGAAGCUAGGCGCCGACUACACCAUCAACUACCGCACGAACCCGAACUGGGAGGAGGACGUAAUGCGCUUGACGGACCAGCAUGGAGCAGAUAUUAUCCUGGAAACAGGUGGAGCGCAGACACUCAAGAAGAGCUUCGACUGCAUCGCCUGGGGCGGGUUGAUUGAUUGCAUUGGAUACCUGUCUGGAAAAGUGGACGCGCCUGAAGAUAGGACAAACGUGAAUCUUCUGGCCCUACGUCGCAAUGUAACACUGAAGGGAAUCAUCAAUGGUCCCAGGGAUCGGUUUGAGGAAAUGAAUGCGUUUUACGAGAAGCACAACAUCAAACCUGUGGUAAACCGGGUUUUCUCGUUCAAGGAGGCACCAGAGGCUUUCAAGUUCCUGGCCAACGGCUCGCAUUUUGGUAAAGUUGUUAUCAAGACUACAUAAUGGCCCUAUAUCCAGAUAUGAAAUAAUGACAAUUCUUCCAUACUGAACCAAUCAUCGUCUUGUUAUGUCUGGAAGGAUCCUUAAGAACUAUUCAGGACACCAUCACCCUUGGCCUGGGUAAGGUCCUCACCCAAUUCCUGCCCCCCAACGACCAAAGGCUUGCAAUCCUGCAGCACAAACAACAUCCUUGUCCACUCCUUUUCCUGCGGAUUGCGCCAGCCAUGCAUGGUGGCCCUCUGCACAGCAACAUCACCCCUCUUCAACACCCUCGUCUCGCCAGAGUCAAGAAUCAUUUCAAUCUCCCCCUCAAGAACAACCCCAUAAUCCAAACUCUGCGUCCGGUGCAUAAGCGGUGCAGACUUUGGCGCAAAGUCGACCUCGCGCACCACGGUUCCACCCUUUUUAACCAAACCCAGGGUACCCGAGGCUGCGACGCGCUCGUGUGCUUUCAGAUCGGCAUCGCCGUUGAGAUCG